UAGUACACCCGUCUCACCAACAACGGUAAAAGCAACACAAACAGAGACAAGAAAAGCGUCUUAAAUUCAUGAUAGUGUCCGAAGGGACCUGCCAACUAUAGUCUUCAGUCAUUGUAGAAUCGUUGUCAGAGAAAUUCUGCUGGAAGAGCUUCCGUAAUGGGCAACAAGAGUUCGACAAUCGUGAACUCGAUUACUUCACCGAUAUCGAACUAUUUUUACGGGAGCAACGGGGGUGACUUGGGGGAGGGUGCAGACGGCGAAGGUGUGCUCGUUGGCAGAAAGCUCAAAGCCAACCCCUUUGUGCGCACGAGGAAAAGUUCUGAGUUCUAUGAUGAAGACGGACAUGUAGCUCACGAGUUCUAUAUUGAGAUUCCUGGAUCAAAGAGACGGAAGAUGAAAGCUGGAAUGAUGAGAAUUUAUACAAAUCUUAAACCACAGGGAGAGAUCACCCUUGAUCCACCUAGACUUCGACCCGAACUGCCAAUAAUCUUGUGCCAAGUAUGACAGAGGUCAUGACCUAGGUUUGACCCAGGUCACAGGUCAGUUUUAUUAAACAGCUUUGCCUGAAAAUAGACCCCAUGUGCUGAUUGCUCAAAAGACAGAAUGUAGACUCCUUCUCGAGGAGGUUUUUGUAUUUUGGAUAGUCUGGAUGAAAGCCAGUGUCAUUGGUAGCUUCUGUGCCAUGUGUGCAUUGCCAUGUUUCAUCAAUCUACGCUUGAGUGUGGCACCUUCCAAAUAAACACACAUGAAAUCAAAUCUUUCAUCAAGGUUUUCUUGAAAUUGCCCUUCGAAAGAUUCACAGAAUAUGGCAGGUAGUUUCAAACAAUCUCUGAAUACGCUGACUAUCCAAAAGUCAAGGGAUCCAUUUUGGAACUGCUGAGAUCUGUAUUUAUCACUAAACUAACUCCUCGUUUUAAAAGGCGUAUGGUUUUACCAUAUCCGACACUUCUAGAAGCUUUGGUGGUACCGAAUAGUUGUUUUGUCAAUUAUUAUUAAUGGCAAAGUCUAUCAUUCAAGAUGCAUCACUUGAUAUUUGAAAUAUUGGGGCUACAUAUCAUAAUAUGAAAAUAGACUUUCCUUUUAAUGAGGAUAGAAACUUUCAUUUCACUGAGUGAAAGAAAGCUGUCAGGGAUUAGUAAUAAACACUAAGUUAAAAGAUAUAAAUGAGUUACCAUCAGGACCCACCAUUGUUGCCAGCACACGCAUUUGGAUUUGUCGAAUGUAUUUUGUUUAGUGUGUGUGGCAAAAUAAAAGUAUUAUAUGGCUUUCAACUUUCAUCUGUCAACGAUCUUUCAGAGAAAAAAAAAAUGAAAAUGUUCAGGUCUUUCUGUGAUAAAGAGGGUCGAUACAGCUUUAACACAUAACUUAUUGAGACAGGUACUCAAGUUCCAUAUGAAUCAACAUACAUUGAGUGUACUCUCAGGCAAAGCUUGUUUAGGUUCAUCAAUGUCUGUAUGUAAAUAAACAAGAUUAUUUAUGGAGUCUGGAAAUCGAGAAUGAACUUUACGGAAAUCAUCGUGAAACAUUUAUGGAGAGUUAUACGGAGACGCCGGCUUGGGGAGAAAAAAAUGUCAACAGGACUGGCCGAUGAAAUGUGAAUGCCGGUGUAGGUGACGUCUCUCUUCUGCGAUGCACAAACAUUAUGCAGUCGUAUUAGGGUCAGCGAUCCCACUCAAGAUGCAGACGGGAUGAAUGUUAAGAUGCAACAAGAAAAUGGAGAGAAGAUGAAGAAGAAAAAAAUUAAGACAUUAAAAUUCUUCUGUGAUACUAUGCGGAGAUAAUCAGAAUCGUCGAGGUAAAGGAAGUGGAAAUUAUGUUUAAAGGGAAGCAAUAUGCAAGAAGUUGAAGGGGUACCUUCCACAAUGUAUUAUGGAUGGUUAGUAAACUGCUUUUGCUAAGUGAGAUUUAUCUAUGCUAAGCGGAUUUGAUGAUAAGCAGAAUGAUUGUAUGCAUUGCAUUGUCUGAGUGUAAUAAUUCAUGUGUGUAAGAUAUUUCUUAAAAUUUGAAUGCAGGUUCUGUUUAAAUUGUCUCGUAUGUUCUUCUGCUUAUCUUUAGUGUUAUACCAUAAGAACUCAUUAAUAAUUGUAAAGUUUUCUUACUGAGAUGUUUCUUGUAGUUUGUGAUAUAGACACAAUACGAACAGGAGAUGUGAACUGGGACCCUUCACAAAGUGAAUGUUGUCAUUUUGUGUUUUACACACUAAAAACUGUGGCCGUAUCCAAAUUGGUGCUACAUGUACAGGUGUACAUGUACUGCUAUGGUUACCACUGUUGCUAAGGGUGUCGGUAAGGAUGUCCAGGAUGUCCUAUACUUUAACGCAUGGUGAUGAUGAUGAUUUGGAAAUCUAGCCAAAGCCGUAGCGGUAGCCAUUGCUGCCAAUUUGGACUUGGCUUGUUAUUGACACUGGCCUCAGAGCUCAAAAUGUUUCUAGAGAUGGGAAGUACAUGUAGCUCUUUGACAUUACUUGGUCUGAGACUGAGUUGAUGCAUGUAAAGUGGUAACUUUCACAAACACUAAACAAGUGCAAAAACUAGUUAAUGGCCUGACGUUUUCAUCGCCAGCAAAGUCUUUCUCAAAGGCUAAAUGAUGGUUGUGUUGUCAUUUAGCCUUCAAGAGAGACUCUGCUAGGGUCAAAACGUCGGGCCAUUAACUAUUUUUUUAUUUAUUUACUCAAGUUGUAUGCCAGUUGUAUACAUUGAAUGUGUAGGUCAAUUUGGUUGGUAAGCAGCUUGCAACAGCUUAUUCUGUUUUCUCUGUCACAAACACAAACAUACUUUUAUACAUAGAGUUGUAGGGACUUGCUAUUGUUGUGCUAUUAUUCUCUUUUCUAAAGAAUCCACUUGUGGGGACCCAGUUCAAUGAAGAAUAAUGUUGUUGGGACCUUUGUUUCAUUGUGUAAUGGUACCCACAGCUCUUACCAGUUUUGCAAUGUGCAGGUUUUUCUCACAGAUUGCAUCACAAAAUGCCCCAAGUCCAAUUUAAUAUAAAGCUGUUCAUUGUAAGCUUUUUCGUACCUAUUGAGACAGAUGUGUAUGAGUACAAGUGGAUUUUGUGAAUAUUUAAUGGUGAGUUUUGCUUUAGCAAUGAAAAUAUGCAUUGCUGCAUCUCUUACUUCUACGGGUGGUCAGGUUAGCGUAGUGAUAAUCUCUCCUUGCCUUCCACCUCUGGGGCUCUGGUUCGCAUCCUGCCGGAGGCACUUUUUGGAUUGGGUUUUCAAUCCCUAUCAGAUUGCAUGAGUUUUCCUUGGAAUAAUUCUCUAGGGUUUUCCUCUAAGCUAUCAAACUGAAACCUCCUUCCUUGGUUUCUAUCCAUGGGGUUCUUGGCUAGUACAGUGAAUAAGUUUUUUUUGAGAGAGAGUCCUUGGCUCUCUACCCAGAAUUAAUUAAAUGAAAUGGAAUCUGCUUACAAGAACUGCCAUCGAGUAAGCAGUUUUGUUUUGAUUACGUUAAGCAGUGCUUUUUUAAUCAGAAUGAAUGGCCACCCUGUAGGCUGUUUAGCUUACAGGUUUCAGGAAAUUGGAACCCAUCGGUUGAAAAACAAUUAAGUCUUCUUAAAGUGUAUUCAAGAGUCAUAAAUUGUUUGUCCUUAAGUUUGAUGAGCGGAGGACGGUCACGCUGGAAGUUUGAAGUGACCUUGUAAGUAGCAAAAUGUCUUAAGAAUGCGAUUACACACGAAAGAAUGCACUUAAACAUUGACACUUGAUUAAUAUUUUAUCAGUCUUAAUCAAUAUAGAAGUAGUCUCCCACGUUAUGGGGUCAGUUGGAGGUCGAUAAGUCAGGAUGGAAUGUGAGUUGUACUUGGGGAGUUUGGCAAUGUCUCAGCAAUUUCAGAGUUGGAUGGUAAUGAUUUCAACAUGGACGAAGAUAAUCCAACCAUCAAUUGAUAAAUGGGUUCAAGGAUGGGUCGCUCGCUUCACUGUCUCCCAACUAUUAUCUUCAAGAUAUACAUAAAAUUAUAUCAAUUAAUAAACCACAAACUGUCUUAAAGACAUGAUAAAUGAUUGUCAUGGGAGGGAUUUUUGGUGACGAGUAUUUAGUUUCAAUUCAUGAAGUAGUGAACCACAAGGGAAACUGGCUGGAUAAAUUUAAAAUACUUUGGGGUUGAAAAAAAAAGAGAAAUACACUAGAAUGGGAUUUGAAACACUGACCUCUGGAUUUUGGUAUUACGCAUUACCAUCUGAGCUAUAUAUAGACCUCUGUUGGUGGUCUUCCUUUUUUUGUUAUUUUUUUUUUCUUUAAAUUUUUUUUCAGGGGUGCCAGUCAGAAUUCUGUCAACCCUGGUGCGAUUCCCACCUGAGACCAUUGCCUUGUAUGGAUUGGAUUAGGUUUCCAGUCCCUACCCUCCCACAUCUUAAACUUUAAUAUUUCAUCUUAUUUCCUAUUUAUCCUGUAUUGACGCUAGUUAUGUCAGAUGUGAAAGCAAAUAAAUCUAUUUGGCAAGGUAUACAAAGGGACCAAGCAUCCCUCUGAAUGAUUUAGUGUUCAUUUCAUGAAAAUUAGCUUUCAUCCUUCCACAAGAACCUUGGCGUAAACUGGACAAGACCUGUGGCCUACAUUGUUCUUCAAGCAUUACUUGUUAUAAAAACUGUCUAAAACCUUCCAAAAUUUGUUUAAUUUUCCAAAUUGAAUGUGACAGAAGUCUGUAAGAGAACAUUUGUAAAAGUAAAUCAGUAUGGGGCGAGUGGAACAGCCCCCACCCCUGUAAAAGUAUAGAAUAUUUGAAAAAUAACUAAUAAAUGGUUGACUGAGGAGUGGACAAGCUUGCGAAGACUGCUUACCAUUCGAAAGACCAGGGCCAAAUUUUAUGACGGUGUUAAGCAGAAAAUACUACUUAGCAAAUUUCUUUGCUAAGCACAAGACGAGUGGAGCACCAGUUGCAACAAUGUAAACUUCAUGGAAUUUGGACUGGAACCCAGUAUUGGUUAAGCAAGAUUUGUAUGUGCUUAGCACUUUUUGUGUGGUUUAAAGGCUUUAUGAAAAUGAGCGGAGGUAAUGUGAAUGGAAAAUAUUCAGGCCUCGUGAGUUUAAAAAUCAUGUACGAGUUAAGACAUCCAGUUGAGGCAAAUUACUAUAACAAGUUCCACCUAUGGAAAAUUGGUUGUGUACUGCUAUUUUAUUUAUAAUUCUUUGCACAAACUGGUGAUGAAAGGUCAUUGUGAUCCAAGCAUACCCUCUGAGAAAGACUCUGCUUGGGCGGAAACAUGAGGCCAUGAAACAAUUUCGCAUUUAUUCCACAGGUCAUUUUGUUUGGUUAGCAGUUUGAAAAAGCUGUCCUUUUUCCAUUUUGUACGACUCAUUUUUAUUAGUACAAGUAUAAAUGUCGCACAAGCGCAAAAUUUUAUAGAUUUUAAGACAUGUUGAGAUGUGAAUUGACAGAUAAUGUGUGGUUUGAGUUGAGUGUUUAAAGAUGUUGUUACUACAGUUUUAAUAUACAGUAUGGAUUGUGUAAAGAGUGUAAUUAAAAUAUUAAAGGCCUAUUGAGAAGAAAAUUAA
Asterias rubens (European starfish) is the source of this 5492-nucleotide messenger RNA. Its product is annotated as tumor suppressor candidate 2-like. Gene Ontology annotation, cellular component: mitochondrion. Gene Ontology annotation, biological process: regulation of mitochondrial membrane potential. Lineage: Eukaryota; Metazoa; Echinodermata; Asteroidea; Forcipulatida; Asteriidae. The transcript has 3 exons. The record is from RefSeq and is a predicted model, not a curated record. Bases 157 to 504 code for a protein of 115 amino acids.